Messenger RNA from Trachymyrmex septentrionalis, 694 nucleotides. Its product is annotated as histone H2A-like. The transcript has a single exon. Lineage: Eukaryota; Metazoa; Arthropoda; Insecta; Hymenoptera; Formicidae. Gene Ontology annotation, cellular component: nucleosome. Gene Ontology annotation, molecular function: protein heterodimerization activity; DNA binding; structural constituent of chromatin. Bases 56 to 430 code for a protein of 124 amino acids. The record is from RefSeq and is a predicted model, not a curated record.
UUCUGCCAUCGUACGGUUCGCACGGAAGCUACUUACGCUCGAUUAAAUCGUCAAGAUGUCUGGACGUGGCAAAGGAGGCAAGAUUAAAGGCAAGGCGAAGAGUCGCUCCAACCGAGCUGGAUUACAAUUUCCCGUGGGCCGUAUUCAUCGAUUAUUACGAAAAGGAAAUUAUGCCGAACGCGUAGGCGCUGGAGCACCGGUGUACUUGGCCGCCGUGAUGGAAUACCUUGCCGCUGAAGUGUUGGAGUUAGCCGGCAACGCAGCUCGCGAUAACAAAAAGACAAGAAUCAUUCCGAGACACCUGCAGCUCGCCAUCCGCAAUGACGAAGAAUUGAACAAGCUACUGUCCGGCGUAACCAUCGCUCAAGGUGGUGUCUUGCCCAACAUUCAAGCGGUGCUGUUGCCGAAGAAAACGGAAAAGAAAGCAUAAUCGUAAACUGAUUAUGUGAGACAAUAACCUCUGGUUUGCAGCGAGUAUAACAAAUGGCCCUUUUCAGGGCCCCAAAAUAUUCAUACGAUGGUACGAUCUCUUGUCCGUUUGCUGCGUGUACAUUGUACAAUUUACUCCGUAUUUUUCAUUUGUAUAGUAGUUGAUAAAAAUAGAUAUCGAUAAAAAUACAAAAGAACACUUAACAGAACAGAUGUUUUAUUUCCGACAGUAGUUUGUAAAUACGUUAAUGAUCAUAUUCCAACU